Cyprinus carpio (common carp) is the source of this 2272-nucleotide messenger RNA. It is a transcript of the gene mcoln1a, whose product is annotated as mucolipin TRP cation channel 1a. Lineage: Eukaryota; Metazoa; Chordata; Actinopteri; Cypriniformes; Cyprinidae. Gene Ontology annotation, cellular component: lysosomal membrane; plasma membrane. The record is from RefSeq and is a predicted model, not a curated record. Gene Ontology annotation, molecular function: NAADP-sensitive calcium-release channel activity.
UGAGACCUCAGCAGCCUCGGAGCGUGUCACACGAUGCUGUCUUGUCACGUGACCUCAUCGGAAGUCGCCUGUGCUGCUUGCGAGUGGACGCUUGCUGUAAACAUGCGGUAACCGGAGAGGAGCCCUUCAAUGAACCACACAGGGCCAAAACAAACCCGUUGAACGGACUCGGGUCCCGUUGUGCUGUGUAUUAAACUGGGAUUUUAAUGCCGACAGCCUCUGCGCGUGAUUUUAAACCGCUGACAUGGCCGAGGUGGACGCGAAUGAAGUCAAUCAUGUUUCCUCCGAAGAGGAUAGGCUACUGUUUCCGGUGACAGGCUAUGGUUCGAAUGACUGCAGGGAUGAGUAUAGCAACCCCCGGCCGUCCCCGGUAACAGGUGGCUGGAUAGGUGCUGACCAAGAAGAAGAAGCAUUGCGCAGGAAGUUAAAAUAUUUCUUCAUGAGUCCAUGUGAAAAGUACCAAGCCAAAGGCCGAAAACCUUUUAAACUGGUAUUGCAAAUACUGAAGAUUCUUAUAGUAACUAUACAGCUGGUGCUUUUCGGCUUAAGCAAUGAGAUGGCGGUGACGUUUAAAGAGGAAAACACAGCUUCAUUUAAACACCUUUUUCUCAAAGACUACGAUGAUUCAGAUGAUGCACUUGCUGUUUACACACAGAGUGAUGUUUAUGACCACAUGUUUUACACAAUAGAACAGUACCUGGCUUUGCCAGAGAAUACAGUGGGCCGUUAUGCGUAUGUGUACAAUGUGGGCGUGAACGGAAGUGCGCUCUCUCUGUGUCAGCAGUAUUAUAAAAAAGGCAGGAUCGAUCCAGCUAACGACACCUUCAUCAUCGAUCCGCAUGUGGUCACAGACUGUAUUGGAGUGAACCCUUUGUCCACUCCCACAGCAGGUCUGGGCCGUGAUUACAGGAACUUCACCCUCAAGUUUCACAAGCUCAUUAAUGUCACCAUACAGUUCCAGCUCAAGGCUAUAAAUCUUCAGACCAUCAUCCACAAUGAAAUUCCUGACUGUUACACGUUCUUUAUCACGAUUCUGCUGGAUAACAAAGCUCACAGUGGUAAAGUAAAGAUCAGUCUUGAUAAUCAGGCCUCCAUUAAGGAAUGUAGAGACCCCAGUGUGUCUGGACACGCUGAUAGUUAUGCUCGUGUGUGGUUUGAUGUGGCCGUUAUAGUGGUUUGUAUUUUCUCUCUGCUCCUCUGUGGUCGCUCAAUCAUCAGAGGAAUCAUUCUUCAAAAUGAGUUUGUGAAGUACUUUAAGAGCUCUCUGAAGCGUGAUGUCUGUUGGGGAGACACAAUGGAGUUUAUAAACGGAUGGUAUAUUCUGCUCAUCAUUAGCGAUGUGCUCACUAUCACAGGCUCUAUUAUUAAGAUCGGCAUUGAGCUAAAGAACCUCUCAUCCUACGAUGAGUGCGGGAUCCUCCUGGGCACCUCGACGUUAUUGGUUUGGGUUGGAGUUAUUCGCUACCUCACCUUUUUUCAGAAGUACAAUAUUCUCAUUGUCACUUUACGAGCUGCAUUCCCCAAUGUGAUCCGUUUCUGUUGCUGUGUGGCGGUGAUCUACCUCGGUUAUUGCUUCUGUGGGUGGAUUGUGCUGGGACCCUACCAUGUUAAGUUCCGCUCUCUCUCGCUGGUGUCUGAGUGUCUUUUCUCUCUGAUCAACGGAGAUGACAUGUUCGUGACCUUCAGCGGCAUGCAAGAGAGCAGCAUGCUCGUCUGGCUCUUCAGUCAGGUUUACCUCUACACGUUCAUCUCUCUGUUCAUUUACAUGGUGCUCUCUCUCUUUAUCGCUCUUAUCACUGGAGCUUAUGAGACCAUCAAGCAUCAAACUCAGGAGCCUGUCCAUAUCACUGAUCUGCAUGCGUUCAUCGCUGAGUGCACUGACACACCCUGCUCUGGAAAGUUCCGCGGCAUGGAGACCUCGCCGUGCUCUUUCUUCUGCUGCUGUGAUAGAACCACCACAUAUGAGGACGUCCUCCUGGUCAACUAGUACAGUCAUGGGACUUGAUGCCUGAAGACUAAACCUCCCUCUGUUGGUCACACUGUGGUACUGCAACAGUGGCAAUGAGAGGAAACCUACAGACAAAAUACCUAAGAAAUCACAGUCGCUUCACUUCGGACCUUAUGUGAAGAAGAGCACAUAUGAUUUUUACAAAAGAAUCGCUCCAGUCUGGGAUAAUUUAAGUUUGACCUCAACUUGUUCAUAGUUUUAACUUAAUUCUGGAGGUUGCUAAAGGCAGCCCAGUACUGCUUCUUAAUCUAUUAAUCUAUACGG